UUGUCUGCGACAGAGACGCCGUGAGUCGUCGCACAGAGCUGUAGCAUGUAGCAUGUAGUAGCUAGCUGCGGGUUCACUUCAGUGGGUUCUUCUUUGAGCUGUGAGGUUUAACGUCCAUGUCCGAAUCCCUGACAACACGUGACAACAGGAAACGGAAGUUACAGUCGCCCCGAGUCCCAGACGCAAGCAGGUGGCCCUCGCUAGCUUAACCCGGUCGCUAGCUCCCGCUGCUGCAGCUGCUGUUGACGGGCUGUUUGUGGGUCUUCAGCCGGCGAUGUGACGCUCCCCCCGGUGUCUGCGGAGCGGUGCAUGUCCCGGCCUCCUCCCGCAGGUGGAGGAGGGCAGGCGGAGGGAGGAUGGAGACCUGGACGCCCAACCCGCGAGCCAAGCCCUUCGUCCCGCGGCAGCAGAGGAGCCUGUACCUCACCUGGAAGUACAAGCUAACCAACAAGAGGACGAUCCGCCGCUGCUGCCAGGCCGCCGCGGUGCUGUUCCUGCUCAUCACCGUCAUCGUCAACAUCAAACUGAUCCUGGACACGAGACGAGUCGCUGAUGAGGAUGCAGCUGCGCGAGAAUAUGAAGACGCUGUACCAAACAUGGAGACGCCACGCCGUCCAGCCAGCGGACGCAAGGUCCUGGACAUCGAGGUGUACUCCAGCCGCUCCAAGGUCUACAUGGCAGUGGAUGGAACAACGGUUCUGGAGGACGACAUGCGGGAACAAGGCAGAGGAAUCCACGUGAUCGUUCUCAACCAGGCAACUGGUCACGUCAUGGCCAAGAGGAUAUUUGACACCUACUCGCCUCACGAGGAUGAAGCCAUGAUCCUCUUCCUCAACAUGGUGACCCGAGGCCGAGUUCUCAUCUUCACUAUAAAGGACGAGGGCACGUUCCACCUGAAGGACGCUGCUAAGAACCUGCUGAAGAGUCUCGGCAGUCAGGCGGCGCUCAUCCUCAGCUGGAGGGACAUGUGGACGCUGGUGGUGAAGAAAGGAGGUCAAGUUUACGGAGAGAAGCACUCCAAGUCCCCGGCUCUGUCCACCUGGGGAGACCCGGUGCUGCUGAAGACCGAGGUGCAGCUUACAGCCUCUGAAGAGGCAGAGUGUCAUUGGGCCGACACUGAGCUGAACAAGAGGAGGAAGCUGUUCUGCAGCAAAGUGGAAGGAUACGGCAGCAUCUGCAGCUGCAAGGACCCGGCGCCCAUCGAGUUCAACCCCGACCCUUUCCCCAACAGCAACGUCUUGAGUGUCCCUGUGGCCGUGAUCGCAGGGAACAGACCAAACUAUCUCUACCGAAUGCUGAGGUCACUUCUCUCAGCUCACGGUGUCAACCCACAGAUGAUCACCGUCUUCAUCGAUGGAUAUUAUGAGGAGCCGAUGGAUGUUGUCGAGCUGUUUGGACUGAAAGGAGUUCAACACACACCCAUCAGCAUCAAGAACGCCAGAGUCUCACAGCACUACAAGGCCAGUCUGACUGCAACCUUCAACCUGCACCCGGAGGCUAAUUACGCCAUUGUCCUGGAAGAAGACCUGGACGUCUCCAUCGACUUCUUCAGUUUUCUGAGUCAGACCGUCCACCUGCUGGAUGAGGACGACAGUCUGUACUGCAUCUCCGCCUGGAACGACCAGGGCUACGAACACACAGCGGAGGACCCGGCUCUGCUGUACAGAGUGGAGAGUAUGCCCGGCCUCGGCUGGGUGCUGAAGAAAAGCCUCUACAAGGAUGAACUGGAGCCAAAAUGGCCGACACCUGAGAAGCUGUGGGACUGGGAUAUGUGGAUGCGGAUGCCGGAGCAGAGGAAAGGCCGAGAGUGCAUCAUCCCCGACGUGUCGCGCUCCUACCACUUCGGCAUCAUCGGCCUCAACAUGAACGGAUACUUCCACGAGGUUUAUUUUAAGAAACACAAGUUCAACACUGUUCCCAACGUGCAGCUGAAGAACGUUGACGGCUUAAAGAAAGAUGCGUAUGAAGUGGAAAUCCUGAAUCUGUUGAAGGAAGCGGAGGUGCUGGACCACAGUAAGAACCCGUGUGAGGACUCGUUCCUCCCGGACUCCGAGGGGAAGGUCUACGUCAUGUUCAUUAAGAUGGAGUCGGAGACGGACACGUCCACCUGGACCGAACUUGCCAAGUGCCUCCAUGUUUGGGACCUGGAUGUACGAGGGAACCACCGAGGCAUGUGGAGGCUCUUCAGGAAGAGGAAUCAUGUCCUGGUGGUGGCCACGCCCAUCUCUCCAUACUCUGUGAAGAAACCAGCCAGUGUCACCCCCAUUUACUUAGAGCCUCCGCCCAAAGAAGAGGGAGCACCGGUGGAGCAGAAGUAGACACACACACAAACAGACACACACUCACUCCAGCCUGGGCCUUAACACUUCUUGUUCUUCUCUCGACUGAACAACCUGCGACCCACUACUACAGAAACUAACUUUCUCUGUGUUGAACGUCUGCAAAGAGGACGCUGGGAAAUGGAGUCCUAUAUUUUCAACUUUUUUUCUUUCCUAACACUACAAACUACACAACCCGUGCAAUGGCUCGAGGAGGAGCAUCAACACUGAACCUUCAUGAAAUGUGACUUUACAACCAAAAUGUGUUUUUCUGUGUUUCCAUCUCAACCAGGUUGUGCGGCGCAGGGUUUGGUUUUAGUUCAAGAAUUUGUAACUUUAUAAAACGAACGGUACAAAUGAGACAAACCCACUCACGAGUUUCUCAGUUUGUGUUUGUCCAUCUUGUGAAUAUGUUUUAACUUAUCUCUAUUUAUUUCACGUCAGUCAGAACCGCGUCAGUGGUUUAUUUUUCUUUUUUAAAAGAAAUCCACUUUUAUCGAGAUCAGUUUUUUAAGAGCCUAACGUUUACAGAUGAUGAAAUAAUAAUAUUGUACAUACCUGCCUAUAUAUAUAUUUUUGGAUGAAAUAUUCAAAGGGUCAACAUAUUUUUCAGCAAGAGAACAGCCCUGUGGGUUUGUGUGACUGGAGUCAGUUUGCCUCGGAUCAGACUUCGUGAGGAAACAUUAACACAGCAGAGAGUGAAAUGCUCUAAUUAAUGAUGUGUUAUCACAAAACUGUUUAAAUCAGUUUUAAUCAUCCGUCAACAGAAUGCCUCAUGUGAGGAGUUUCAAAUGAAAAGUCAACCUGCUUCACAACGACAUUAUAGUGUUGAAACGAUUUGAUCAUUAUGUUUUACUGCAGCUCCAUGUCACUACGAUGUCCUGUAGCUGCACCGACAAAAUGACUGCCUGUGAAUCUUUAUUAUGUUUUUAAUGCAGCUCGAUCAGUAUUAGUAUGAAACGCGGUUUGAUUUUGAAUCGUUAACCACUCAUUCAGUGUCGGGACUUAUUUCAUCAAUAUUCGUGUUCUGGAAGUGAAGAGAUGGAAUCGCUGUGUUCUCUGUUCACUGUCGUGGUUCACGUCCUUUUCUCUGUUGAAUCCAGAGGAAACCAGUCACUGUCUCCUGGUGUCACAGCUCAUUCUGUUUGCAUCAUUUUGAAAUACUGGAAGGAACGUGUGUGUGUGUGACGAUCCGUGGACAAACUGUGCGUUUAAGAGUUUGACGUGUGUGAGUUUCCUUAACUUUUAUCAUGGAGAUGAAUAAAGUUGUUUCUAUUUAAA
Molecule: messenger RNA, 3599 nt
Organism: Platichthys flesus (European flounder)
Lineage: Eukaryota; Metazoa; Chordata; Actinopteri; Pleuronectiformes; Pleuronectidae
Gene: pomgnt1
Product: protein O-linked mannose N-acetylglucosaminyltransferase 1 (beta 1,2-)
Exons: 21
Coding region: 357-2318 (653 amino acids)
Biological process (GO): protein O-linked glycosylation via N-acetylgalactosamine
Cellular component (GO): Golgi membrane
Molecular function (GO): beta-1,3-galactosyl-O-glycosyl-glycoprotein beta-1,3-N-acetylglucosaminyltransferase activity
Source: RefSeq, a predicted model, not a curated record